AAACUCGACUUUGCCUCAUUUUCUCACGAUGGUUGACGCCAAGCAGCUUGUGGAAUGGUUCCCGAACAAAAAGGCCAAGGCGCCGGGGAUGAAAAAUGCCAACGUCUUUUAUCGGAACCUCGAAGAAGCUCUUGACAUCAAGCGCGCCGAGAAUGCCACCUUCACCAUUCGCAAGAAUGAACCGAACCCGCGUUCGAUGGACUUCAGCACCCUCGACUUCCUACACCUUAGCAAAUCCGGGCUGAUCAGACAACCAUUCCUUGAUGAACUUAGUGCGCAUCCUGACUUCCAUCUCGGCGCUGGUGGCUCGAGGCUCCUCAACGGCAACAACGCUUAUACCGACGAGGCCGAGAAGGAAAUUGCCGAGUUUCACAGCGGCGAGACUAGCCUGCUGUUCCACUCGGGUUUCGAAGCCAAUGUCGCAAUUAUGGUAUCUGUACCGCGGCCGGGCGAUGCAAUCGUGUUUGACGAGCUCGUCCACGCUAGCAUGCACGAAGGCAUGCAGACCUCGAAAGCUUUGUGCAAGAAGAGCUUCAAGCACAACGACACUGAAAGCUUUCGCGAGGUGUUGCUCGAGAUUCGGGAGUCCGAGCAGAUGAUCCGAGAAGGAAAACGCAGCAUCUUGGUCGCCCUAGAAUCUCUUUACAGCAUGGACGGCGACUUGUGUCCGCUUAAGGAGCUCAUCGAGAUUGGUGGAGAGAUCUUCCCCGACGGCAACAUCCAAUUCUUCGUCGAUGAGGCGCACACCACUGGAGUUUUCGGUCAUCAAGGUCGAGGUUUCGUCAAUGAGCUUGGUCUGGAGCACAAGGUGGCCAUUCGUAUGCACACAUAUGGCAAAGCCUUGGCGUGCACGGGUGCAUCUGUCGUAUGCAAUGACACUGUGCGUGAUACACUGGUGAAUACCGCACGUUGCUUCAUUUACAGCACUGCCCCAUCGUUCCCUAUGGUGGCGGCAAUCAAAGCUGGGUACUAUCUAAUGAGGUCCGGUCAAACCGAGGCUCUGCAAGAUAACAUUCGCCACAAUGUCAAGCACUUCUGCAAGACCAUGUCUGAGCACGAAAUUUGGGACGAGGCGAACGACGAAGGCAUCCUGCGGAUUCCCAACAUGGAUGAUUGGGAGAACAACCCCAUGAUCACACAGGUCAUGCCUGUUAUGACUCGCCAGAGAUAUACCAAGUUUCUCUGCUACCAUCUGCAGCUUCAAAGUCUCAACUGCUUUCCUAUCGACUACCCUGUGGUUCCACGUGGUUUCAACCGUCUGCGAAUCGUCUUUCACGCCACGAACACCGAAGCCGAGGUGGAACAUCUAGCUAACAGCAUCUGUGAGUGGGCUCAAGAGAUGCUAUUGCUAGAAGAGAGCGGAAAGGGUGGUGUCAGGAUCCCUUCGGCUGCUCGACAAGUUAAUGAGGCUCAUGCGGCCGCCGAGCUCGGUCGCGCGGGCGUCCCGAGUGGUCCUUAAGGCCAGUGCAAAUUUCUCCAGAACCGGUCACGCUGU
Molecule: messenger RNA, 1495 nt
Organism: Dissoconium aciculare CBS 342.82
Lineage: Eukaryota; Fungi; Ascomycota; Dothideomycetes; Mycosphaerellales; Dissoconiaceae
Product: class II aminotransferase/8-amino-7-oxononanoate synthase
Exons: 4
Coding region: 29-1459 (476 amino acids)
Biological process (GO): biosynthetic process
Molecular function (GO): pyridoxal phosphate binding
Source: RefSeq, a predicted model, not a curated record